AAGAGGAAACGGUACAGAUGCAGACAUGCUCGGAGCUGGGCCUGGAGGUUUCAUUGUUUUCUUCACCUACAAAGCUCUAUUUCUACUUGUAACCUGCACUCAUGAUCUUGAUGCUGUUUGUCAGUCACUGCAGUUUGGAAGAGAGGGAGGAAACACUGUGCUGUCUCCAGGAUCAGUCACCGAAAACCUCACUUCAGCGGAGUGGAGAUAUAAUAAAGAUGUAAAAAUUGCAGAUAAACGUUUUGAUCUUACUGGACAUCAGUUUUCUGGCAGAGUGACACUGAACAAAACAAAUUACAAUUUAGAAGUGAAGGAGCUGAAGACCACGGACUCUGGGAAUUUUACUUUUGUGUCAUCGACAAAUACAGGACAAAGACCCACAGAGUGCAUCAGACUAGUGGUACAAGAAGUUUUGACACAACAACCCACAGUGACUGAGAAUAACAUCACCAUGAACUCAAACGGCUCCUGUGUGGUUCAGAUGGAGUGCAGCUCAAAGUUUGACAAAGACGUGAUGUACAGGUGGAAAGUGAACAACGUGGAGUACAAUGGGCCCCUGCUGCAGUACCCGCUCACACAAGAAGGAGACAUUACUUUUACAUGUAUUGUUUUCAAUAUGAUCAGUGAAAAAUCAGAGAACAGGACAAUCAACUGUCAAUCCUCUGGUCUAAAGUCAGUGGUGCUCUUGGUCACAGUAGGAUGCAUUGGCUGUAUUAUAAUUGUCACCAUCAUUGGUUUAGUGGUAUACUGUCGACACAGAAAAACAAAAACUGAAUUGAACAAUGAACUCUCAGUGUACGCAGAGAUCGAUGAUGUUUCAAGUGGUAAAAUUACAAAGCCCUGUUCACUUUACGACUCUCUGGAUGCGAAACACAGCACUCAACAAUCUAAACCACAGACGGUGUACGACCAGAUUCAGUUCAGUCGAAUGCAGCAGUGAACCUUGGAUCAAGACGAUUAUAAUAGAGCAGUUAAGUGAUGAUGUCACUUCCGGGUCCAACCAGAAGCUUCACAGCUGAUUUCUAUCUUUGUUUAUGUUCCUCUUUUAUCAAACAAGAGAAAAAGUGUAUCUUUAGCUACUGGCAGUGUCAAAUAUGUAAAUAAGGUAGUAAUAAUCUAUCAUGACAUGGGAUUACUAAUUUGCAUAUUUCUCUGUCAGUCACCGCUAAUGCUAUUUUAGCCUAGCCUAGCCUAGCUUCUUACCUGAACCUGGUUCACUUUCAGUCACAGUAAUAACCAUAGAUCCAUGCUGAUAACCUUUUAACUUCUUUUUUAACGUGAAAUGUGUAAAUUGUAAAGAUGUUCAUUGUUUUCAAUCAGCUGAUGAACCAGGAAGUGACAUCACACUUAACGACUAUAGAAAAUGGGCUUAAGAUCUUAAGAUUCUGUUCUUAUGGCUCAAAAUGUUUCGCCAAGAGGAACAUUUAAUAUAUGCAUUAAUGCAGAUGAUUGUAUAUUGUGUAAAUAAGAUUAUAUCUUCAAAUGUGUAAUAUUAUACUGUAAUAUACUUUCUGCAUAAAAUGUAACAUAUUUUUGUACCAAAUAGGAUUAAAAGUACGUUUUGUAGGUCAUGAAUCAAUCGUAAGGUAAUUUAUUUUGGUCAUGAUCCUGUCAAGAUCAUAUUUUGUGCAAUAUUCAGAGUUUUAUAAAUAUUUUUCAACACCUUAGCAUUGUUUUAUGCAUAUAGCCUAUUAUAAGGCCUAGACAGAAGGUGGCUCUGUUGCCGUGGCAAAUCCGGCGGUCAUUUUAUGAGUGGAACAAGGUCAAAAUUUUGAUGAAUGUUAAAUGUAAAAACAGGGCCAGAAAAUGCAUUGAUAAAAUUGACAUAUAAUGAUGUAUUUGUGUCAUAAUAAUGCAGAACUCUACCUGUCUCUAUAAGGACUUUUAUUAAUCUGAAUUAUUAAAAUGAAUAUGUGUCCU
Molecule: messenger RNA, 1920 nt
Organism: Periophthalmus magnuspinnatus
Lineage: Eukaryota; Metazoa; Chordata; Actinopteri; Gobiiformes; Gobiidae
Exons: 7
Coding region: 26-940 (304 amino acids)
Source: RefSeq, a predicted model, not a curated record